UUCUUCCAUUCUGUUUUGGACAUGCGCGGGGCGUAAGGCGCUUUGGUCAGAGUGGUUUGAUGGUUUUGUGUCAGUCUUCCUACAGCUGAGCUUCCACAAGACACUUUUUCCCUUUCAGCCACCCCAGAUAUCGCGAGACUUGCUAUUCUGCUUCCCCCAGCCCCCCCACCUUGCGCCUGCGCAGGUCUUCAAAGCAGAAGGUCGCGCUUGGAGGAAGUGGCGGCUUUGAGUCCCGUGGCCCAAGCGCUGUUACUACUUCUCUGAAGCUCCUCUCGGUUGCUUGCCGAGACACCCUGCCGCCAAGAUGCCUCGAAUUAUGAUCAAGGGGGGCGUAUGGAGGAAUACCGAGGAUGAAAUUCUGAAAGCAGCAGUAAUGAAAUAUGGGAAAAACCAGUGGUCUAGGAUUGCCUCAUUGCUGCAUAGAAAAUCAGCAAAGCAGUGCAAAGCCAGAUGGUAUGAAUGGCUGGAUCCAAGCAUUAAGAAGACAGAAUGGUCCAGAGAAGAAGAGGAAAAACUCUUGCACUUGGCCAAGUUGAUGCCAACUCAGUGGAGGACCAUUGCUCCAAUCAUUGGAAGAACAGCGGCUCAGUGCUUAGAACACUAUGAAUUUCUUCUGGAUAAAGCUGCCCAAAGAGACAAUGAAGAGGAAACAACAGAUGAUCCACGAAAACUUAAACCUGGAGAAAUAGAUCCAAAUCCAGAAACAAAACCAGCGCGGCCUGAUCCAAUUGAUAUGGAUGAGGAUGAACUUGAGAUGCUUUCUGAAGCCAGAGCCCGCUUGGCUAAUACUCAGGGAAAGAAGGCCAAGAGGAAAGCAAGAGAGAAACAAUUAGAAGAAGCAAGACGUCUUGCUGCCCUCCAAAAAAGAAGAGAACUUCGAGCAGCUGGCAUAGAAAUUCAGAAGAAAAGAAAAAGGAAGAGAGGAGUUGAUUAUAAUGCUGAAAUCCCAUUUGAAAAAAAGCCUGCCCUUGGUUUUUAUGAUACUUCCGAGGAAAACUACCAAGCUCUUGACGCAGAUUUCAGGAAAUUAAGACAACAGGAUCUUGAUGGGGAGCUAAGAUCUGAAAAAGAAGGAAGAGAUAGAAAAAAAGACAAACAGCAUUUGAAAAGGAAAAAAGAAUCUGAUUUACCAUCAGCUAUUCUUCAAACUAGUGGUGUUUCUGAAUUUACUAAAAAGAGAAGCAAACUAGUACUUCCUGCCCCUCAGAUUUCAGAUGCAGAACUCCAGGAAGUUGUAAAAGUAGGCCAAGCGAGUGAAAUAGCACGUCAAACUGCCGAGGAAUCUGGCAUAACAAACUCUGCUUCCAGUACACUUUUGUCUGAGUACAAUGUCACCAACAACAGCAUUGCUCUUAGAACACCACGAACGCCAGCCUCCCAGGACAGAAUUCUGCAGGAAGCCCAGAACCUCAUGGCCCUCACCAAUGUGGACACCCCAUUAAAAGGUGGACUUAAUACCCCGUUGCAUGAGAGUGACUUCUCAGGUGUAACUCCACAGCGACAAGUUGUACAGACUCCAAACACAGUUCUCUCUACUCCAUUCAGGACUCCUUCUAAUGGAGCUGAAGGGCUGACUCCCCGGAGUGGAACAACUCCCAAACCAGUUAUUAACUCUACCCCGGGUAGAACUCCUCUUCGAGACAAGUUAAACAUUAAUCCCGAGGAUGGAAUGGCAGACUAUAGUGAUCCCUCUUACGUGAAGCAGAUGGAAAGAGAAUCUCGAGAACAUCUCCGUUUAGGGUUGUUGGGCCUUCCUGCCCCUAAGAAUGAUUUUGAAAUUGUUCUACCAGAAAAUGCCGAGAAGGAGCUGGAAGAACGUGAAAUAGAUGAUACUUACAUUGAAGAUGCUGCUGAUGUGGAUGCUCGAAAGCAGGCCAUACGAGAUGCAGAGCGUGUAAAGGAAAUGAAACGAAUGCAUAAAGCUGUCCAGAAAGAUCUGCCAAGACCAUCAGAAGUAAAUGAAACUAUUCUAAGACCCUUAAAUGUAGAACCGCCUUUAACAGAUUUACAGAAAAGUGAAGAACUAAUCAAAAAAGAAAUGAUCACAAUGCUUCAUUAUGACCUUCUACAUCACCCUUAUGAACCAUCUGGAAAUAAAAAAGGCAAAACUGUAGGGUUUGGUACCAAUAAUUCAGAGCACAUUACCUAUCUGGAACAUAAUCCUUAUGAAAAGUUCUCCAAAGAAGAGCUGAAAAAGGCCCAGGAUGUUUUGGUGCAGGAGAUGGAAGUGGUUAAACAAGGAAUGAGCCAUGGAGAGCUCUCAAGUGAAGCUUAUAACCAGGUGUGGGAAGAAUGCUACAGUCAAGUUUUAUAUCUUCCUGGGCAAAGCCGCUACACACGGGCCAACCUGGCUAGUAAAAAGGACAGAAUUGAAUCACUUGAAAAGAGGCUCGAGAUAAACAGGGGUCACAUGACGACAGAAGCCAAGAGAGCUGCAAAGAUGGAAAAGAAGAUGAAAAUUUUGCUUGGGGGUUACCAGUCUCGUGCUAUGGGGCUCAUGAAACAGUUGAAUGACUUAUGGGACCAAAUUGAACAGGCUCACUUGGAGUUACGCACUUUUGAAGAACUCAAGAAACAUGAAGAUUCUGCUAUUCCCCGGAGGCUAGAGGUAACGUUAUAUAUUGAACUGUUGCUUAAAAAGAGUGCUGCAAAGAAUCAUCAGAGCUGUCCUCUUUUACUUCUCCUAUGUAGACUGUCUCUGAAGUUGGUACUGUCAGGCUUUUAAAAAUGAGUGCCUAAAGUGUUUGACUUUCUAAUCUAGAAUUGCCUCUGUGUAGAUGGAUAGACCAGGCAAGUUGUAGAUACAAAGGCCUCCCCUUACUCAUUUUCUGUUUCAUAUGUAGAUACACUGUGAAAUGGAUACUUAGCCCUUGUAAUUUGUCCCCUUGAAACUUAAUUGCAUCCCAUUCAUGUAGCUCUGUGAGGGGAAACUAAACCAGUAUCUUUUUUGUUUUAUAACUUAGGUUACUGGGAACAUAGCUAGUCCUCCUAAACCAUCAAAUUCCUUUGACCAGGUUUGGAUUGAAUUUAUCUCCCAAAUGUGCAUAAUAGCUCCUGUCCAGCUAAAGGGCAGUCAGGGCUUCUUGAAGUGUAUUUGAGGGUAUUGUUAAGACAUAGUGGUUUGUUUAUUUGAAGUAGCAGCAGGAUUUCAUAUGACCAAAGAAUGGCUGUGAUACUGGUUUUAUAGCAAAAGUAUUUGAUAUGUUUGUUUCUCUUUGAGAAAUAUUUACCUCUUAAGAAUCAUGAUUUAAUUCAGCUGGUUUUUAAGAUAGUAAAGUACUGUAGAUUUUUUUCAGUAUAGUUUACAUCUAAAAUAAUUACUUUUUUCUUCUUUAAGUGUCUAAAAGAAGACGUUCAGCGACAGCAAGAAAGAGAAAAGGAACUUCAACAUAGAUAUGCCGAUUUGCUGCUGGAGAAAGAGACUUUAAAGUCAAAAUUCUGAAGUACAGUUUAUAUUCUGUCACAGGAUUAAUUAAUUGCCGGUUUUCAUACUCUAGAAGGCUGAAACUGAUGUUUAUCUUCAUUGACAAAUUUACCCACCAUCUGUGGUUUUUCAGUUGUUUAUUUUAAAUGAUAUCGAUCUUACACAUUCUGUGUAUAAAGACGUUAACUCCACAGGACGGACAUUUUAGAGUUUAAAUUAUUAAGGCUAUCAUUCUUUUAGCAAUGUCACAUUUGCAAACUUUUUUAGUUUUGGCCUUUAAUUUAAAAAGCCUAAUUUUAAAGUGCUGCCUGUGAGUAACUCUUGAAUAAAAACAAAAUAUAAAAAAUUGA
Molecule: messenger RNA, 3774 nt
Organism: Symphalangus syndactylus (siamang)
Lineage: Eukaryota; Metazoa; Chordata; Mammalia; Primates; Hylobatidae
Gene: CDC5L
Product: cell division cycle 5 like
Biological process (GO): mRNA splicing, via spliceosome; regulation of transcription by RNA polymerase II
Cellular component (GO): spliceosomal complex; Prp19 complex
Molecular function (GO): DNA-binding transcription factor activity, RNA polymerase II-specific; RNA polymerase II transcription regulatory region sequence-specific DNA binding
Source: RefSeq, a predicted model, not a curated record